Messenger RNA from Amphibalanus amphitrite, 7522 nucleotides. RefSeq lists its product as uncharacterized. Bases 504 to 6605 code for a protein of 2033 amino acids. The record is from RefSeq and is a predicted model, not a curated record. Gene Ontology annotation, molecular function: nucleic acid binding. The transcript has 2 exons. Lineage: Eukaryota; Metazoa; Arthropoda; Thecostraca; Balanomorpha; Balanidae. Gene Ontology annotation, biological process: DNA integration.
UACCGCCGAGAGGGGGAAUUGAAGGAAUAGGAGGUGCCAGUUCAGUUUAUUGCUUAGGGCAUGCGAAUGUGCAACACUUACCUGUGCAUGUCUGCCUGCGGAAUUUGCACUGCAUGGGAUGUUGGGACGUUUGCUUUGUGUUGCAAUCGUGGCUGCCGGGUUUGCUCACACAUGUUUUGCCUUCUCUUACAGUGCAAACGUGCUAAAGUAAUUGUUCAUUGAUGACAGGCGUAUUGUGGACCAUUGAACUCCUUCAUCUUGCAAACGAACUUUUACGUGACAAAUGAAUGGACUACUGCUGCAAUACAUCACUGGGGCAAUCCUAACUGUCCUUCUCUAUUGAUAGUAGUUGGUAGUUGACGAAACGCGGUUACAGUAAAAGUUCGUUUGCUGCUUCCUUUUCCAGUCACUCAAUGAACACAAGCUGAACAAGCUUACCUUCUGUCCAAUGUAAUGUCCCAUCCUUGUCAUUGGUAUCACUGAAGAGGAGAAUUGAAGACAAGAUGGAUCAACAGAGGGUUCAAGUGCAAGAGAAGAAGACAACUGUAUGUGAAGGGUCACGACCAACAAGAGGAAAGAAGAUGACUGAAGCUGGCAGAGAAUACCAAUGUGGUAUCAAGACACAGGCAUAUAACAGAUACUGCAAGGAGCUUAACAAGCUGUCAGUGCGCAUACUGACUGAAGAUGGUAUGGAAAUAGCAGACGAUAUCAGUCAGGAACUUCUGGACAAAUGGAUGCUUUGCCAUCAGGAGUUCCUACAGAUUGAACAGGAACUCCAAGAACUGCUGGAUCCUGAAGACAGACUCCAACAUGACAAGAAACAUGGCCAGCAACUGGAAGAAAUGAAAGUGAUUCUUGGUCUUCUAAGACAACAAGAUCCAAGAGGGCUUCUCUGCCGCCCGUAUUCAAGUGCUGCACCUGGUGCAGUUGGAGGACAGGGUGUGACGCAAGAGACGCCUCAAACCGACCUCAGGAUUGAACGCGAUGAUGACAACAAAAGCGCUGCAUCUCGAAAGAGCACUGCAAGCUCGUUUCGUGCUAAGCUGCUCGAAACCCGCCUUCAGGAUGAGCGUCAGCGAGCUGAAGCGGAAGCGAAGAUGGCUGCUCUCCAGAGUAGGAGGAAACUGGACCAAAUGAGACAGGAACUCGAAUGGAAAGAAGAAGAGCUUCGGCUGAAGACACAAAUUGAAGUCAGUGCAGCACAGAGGGAAGCUGCAAACCGGAUUGCAGAGGAAGAAGAAGAGAUGUUUGUUAUGGAAACAGGAGCAAGACCUCGCAUGUGUGUCGAACAUCAGCAAGCUCCUGCUGCUAUGCAUGAAGCCGCAACACUGAGAAACUAUCAAGAAACUGAAGGUCCAACCAUCGACACAGCUGGCCUCGGUAUCAGUCGCUCAACAAGAGUUCCGUUGGACGCAGUCGGUGAUCCGCAAGGAAACGCUGAGAUGACAUCUCAAGAACAACUGCUGACGGGUCUGUCAACGCUGUUGUCAGCUCAGAACAAAAGAAGUGAUCUCCCUAAGCUGGAGCCAGACGUUUUCAAGGGCAACGUUGAAGACUUUCCGCUUUGGUUAAAGUCGUUUGAGUCCUUCAUUGAAAGCAAGACCGAGUCUCCAGUUGAACGGCUGAACUACAUGUCUCGUUACACGGCCGGAGAAGCGAGGAGUGCGAUACACGGACUGCUGUGCCUCAGGACCAACGAUGCGUAUGACCGAGCGAAGGCACGCCUCAUCGAGCGAUAUGGGAACAGCUUCAUUACCGUCACAAGCUACAAGAAAAGACUGAGGGACUGGCCUGUGAUCAAACCGGGCGACACCAAGGCCCUGCAACAGCUGGCUGACUUUCUAGAUGGGUGUUCUGCUACUGCUGAUGUCGUGCCAGGCAUGAGAACGCUAGGCGAAGCAGAAGAGAAUGCAAUGAUCUUGAAGAAGCUGCCGAGGUACAUCGUCGAUAAGUGGAAAAGGAUCGUGGACAAGAAAAUCUACGAGCCAGAGCCUGGCCAAGAACCGUGUUACCCAUCGUUCGAUGAAUUUGUCACAUUUCUUGCAAGAGAAGCAAGAAUCGCCUCGGGCCCCGUGGCGAUGCUGGCGACCCAGGAAGAGACGCGGAGCCAGCGUCGCCCGCAAACACAACCCGCUAAUGGUAGAGUCAGGACCUUCCUGUCAUCAGCAGGCGCCCCCAGGCCGGCAACUGAACUACGUAGCGGACACACUGGAGGCUCACUGGAUCCGACGCCUAUCAAGUGCUUGUUGUGUCCAGGACGACACAUCACUGGACUUUGUGAUGUCUUCAGAUCUAGCUCGUUAGAUGAACGUCACGAGCUGGUAAAGAGAUAUCGUCUCUGUCGCGGUUGUCUUCGAGCUGGCCAUCGCUGGCGUGAAUGUAGGCGCAAGGAGACCUGUGACAGAUGCGGCAAACGACACCCGACCCUGCUGCACGACGAACGACUGGCCUCCGUGCACAGGGAGACACAAGAGAAGAGAUCGGUCCACGAUGGAUCUACUCAGACUGCAACGUCACUGCAGGUGACAGCCGAACGAGGGACGACACCCUGCUCACAUUCGAUGAUCGUACCCGUCAGGAUCUGGCACAGACUUCAUCCGGAGUUGAACCUGGUGACGUAUGCAGUUUUGGAUUCACAGUCGGACGCGUGCUUCCUGAAGAGCAGCGUUCGGGACUCUCUGCAAGCUGACGGUGAACCGAUACAGUUGGAGCUAAGCACGAUGGCCGGCAAGUCAAGGCUGGAGUCACUGGCUGUAAAGGACCUGGUCAUCGAAUCCCUGAGCACAGGCACCGAGAUUGAACUACCAACCACGUACACACGGGAUGACAUUCUUCUUGAUCGACAGCUGAUCCCAAGGAAGUCAACAAUUCAGGCUUGGGAGCAUCUCACAGAAGUGGCAUCGAGCCUACCGAGGUACUAUGAAGAGGCUGACAUCGGUCUGCUGUUGGGGUUGAACUGUGGUGCAGCCAUCAAGCCUCUGCAAACAGUCACAGGUGGAGACAACGAACCCUGGGCAGUUCGCACUGAACUGGGGUGGUCUGUUGUGGGCACGGUCGAGACACCGACGACGCCCUCUUCAGGCUGCUACCUCGUCAACGUGGGUAGUGACGUCACUAUCAGGCGACACUUUGCCUUCAGGAUGCAAGUGAGAGAAGUUACUCCAGAACAAGUAUCACAUCUCUUCGAUAGUGACUUCAAGGAGGUCUCAAAGGGUGCCAAGAUGUCACAAGAGGACAUGAGGUUCGAGACGUUGAUGAAAGAGCAGAUGGUGCAGGGAGAAGAUGGACACUUCGUAGCACCGCUGCCGCUGAAAGACCCGGACUCUCAGUUCCCGAACAACCGGAUCAUGGCAGAGCAGCGUCUUGCUUCCCUCAGGAGACGCUUGCUAUCGCAGCCGCGCUUGAAAGAAGAGUAUCAAGCAUACAUGCAGGAUAUGCUCGAUAAAGGCUACGCUGAAGCUGUUCCGGAUGACGAGCGAUGCCGUGACGACGGGAAGGUAUGGUAUGUCGCUCACCACGGAGUGUACAGUCAAACCAAACAGAAGCUGCGCGUAGUGUUUGAUUGCAGUGGAGAAUUCCAGGGAUGUUCCCUGAACAACCAGCUCAUGCAAGGGCCCGAUGUGUCCAACAACCUGUGCGGCAUCCUGACUCGGUUUCGAAAGGAGCGCAUCGGUAUCACAUGUGACGUGAAGGGCAUGUUCAACCAAGUCAGGGUAGCCCCCGAAGACAGAGACCUGAUAAGGUUUCUAUGGUGGGAGAACGGCGACAUGCGGCGAGAGCCAUCCGAGUACCGGAUGACGACACAUCUGUUCGGCGCUUCAUCUUCGCCGGCGUGCGCCAUGAGUGCCCUGAACAAGACAGCCGACCAGUACGAAGAAGUGUUUGGAUCUGACGCGGCAGACUUCAUCAGAAGAGAUUUCUAUGUGGAUGAUGGUCUGACGUCGACUACCGAAGAGAAGUCAAGUGUGCAGCUGGUCAAGGACACGAUCAGCAUGUGCUCGAGUGGAGGUUUUGAGCUGCAUAAGUUCACAUCCAACUGUCCCGAGGUGGUGGCAAGUGUUCCCGAGAGCCGGCGUGCAAAGUCCUUGGAGCACGUGGACAUCUCUGAAAGGACUGUCAUUGAACACGCACUCGGCAUGAAAUGGAAUCUUCAAGAAGACUCGUUCCACAUAAAUACGGACAUCUCAGUGAAGCCGACAACCAGGAGAGGAAUCCUCUCCAUGGUCAGCUCCCUGUAUGACCCACUCGGCUGGGUGGCCCCAUUCACACUUCUAGGAAAGAACAUUGUGAAGCAACUGUGCUGUGACGGGCGUGACUGGGAUGAGCCUGUUCCGGACCACGUCGAGCCCCCGUGGGAGGAAUGGAAGACGGACCUGAAGCAGAUCGCAGACAUCUCUAUUCCAAGAAGGUACGCCUUCUCUGAGCACAGCCUGGCGGACUGCAGAUGUGAACUGCACCACUUCUCGGACGCAAGCCUAGAUGGAUAUGGAGCAUGCAGUUACUUGCGUAUCAUAGAUCAAGAUGGAUCAGUUACAACGUCACUGGUCAUGAGCAAGAGUCGUGUCACACCGAAGAAGUCAGUGACAAUCCCAAGACUGGAGCUGGCUGCAGCUGUGGUAGCAGUGAGGACAAGUGUCUUCCUGCGAAGUGAGCUCUGUCUGCCAAACCUCACCGAACACUUCUGGACAGAUAGUUUGGCCGUGUUGGGUUACGUUCAAAACGAAAGCAAACGGUUCCACGUCUACGUGGCUAACAGAGUGCAAGAGAUCAGACAGUUCUCGUCAGCCCGACAGUGGAGGUAUGUCCAGUCAGCGGACAACCCUGCCGACCUAGUCUCACGCGGGAUGCGGGCCGACAGUCUCAAGACGAGCACCCUAUGGUGGGAGGGCCCCUCCUUCCUGAAACAGCCCGGAAGUCUUCCGGGUGGUGAAAUCAUUGUCGAGGUGCCCGCAGAUGAUCGGGAAGUCAAGGCGGCGGCAUUCCAAAGCGGAACUAGUACAGGACAGCUGCCGAAGUCGUAUGGUACGAUGUCUUCAAGACUGUCGUACUUCUCGAGCUGGUAUCGGGCGAAGAGAUCAGUGGCCCUUUGUCUUCGCUACAGAACGCUCCUCUUGGAGAGGAUCAGGUCCAAGAGUGGCGGCAAGUCGGAGAAAUGUUCACCGAGUGGACCGAGAAGAGAAUCAGAUCCAGUCAGUGUGAAGGAGAUGCAAGAGGCCGAGAAAGUCAUCCUGAGAGCAGUACAGGAAGAGUGUUUUGUGAAGGAAAUGAAAACUGACGCAACGAAGAUGACUUCUGGAGUGACAGCAGACGGUACCAGCUCCCUGAAGCGGUUGAAUCCGUUCGUUGCGGACGAUGGACUGCUGCGCGCUGGGGGACGUCUCAGGAGGAGUAGUCUGCCCUUUGAAGUCAUCCAUCCAGUGAUCUUGCCGAAGGAAGGUCAAGUCACGAAGCUGAUUGUCUACAAUGCUCACGAAGAACUGCACCACGCAGGACGUGAAUCGACUCUCAGUGAGAUCCGGCACCGUGGAUAUUGGAUACUCCAUGGAAGGUCAGUGGUCUCGAAGUGCAUUUUGGGGUGCAUCCAGUGCCGAAGGAUCAGAGGAAGUCCUUGUGGCCAGAAGAUGGCGGAUUUGCCAACUGAGCGAACGGAAAUGUCGGAGCCUUUCGAGUUCUGUGGCGUGGACGCGUUUGGCCCGUUCUUCGUACGAGAGAAGCGCAGUGAAGUAAAGAGAUGGGGUCUGAUGUUUACCUGUUUCGCUUCCCGAGCUGCUCACCUGGAAGUGAUCAGUUCUCUGACCGCUGACUCAUUCAUCAACGCAUAUCGUCGUUUUAUCUGCAGGAGAGGUCCCAUCAGGCGUAUAUACUGCGACAAUGGAACUAACUUCAUUGGUGGGAAGAACCUGUUGGAGAGCGCUCUGAAAGAAGAGGAUCACAAGCGAAUCGCUCAGACACUCAGUAAAGACAACUGCGACUGGGUGGAGUUCGCAUUCAAUGUGCCAUAUGCGAGCCAUAUGGGAGGCGUUUGGGAACGCCAAAUCCGAACGGCGAGAACGGCGCUGACCAGUCUGCUGAGCGCUAAUGGUCAACAGCUCGACGACGAACUUCUGCAAACUCUUUUCGCCGAGGCUGAAGCCAUCAUCAACAGCAGGCCCUUGACCUACUGUAGCAUGUCCAGUAGUGAUACUGUGGAGCCAUUGACACCUCUCCAACUCCUCACCCUAAAAUCAAAGGUCGUCCUUCCUGCCCCUGGGAUGUUCUGCUCCGCGGACCUGUAUGGGCGACGACGGUGGAGGAGAGUACAGCACCUCGCCACCGAAUUCUGGACGCGGUGGCGACGCGAGUUCCUGCCGUCUCUGCAGGAGAGGCGGAAAUGGCAGCGGCCAGAACACAACCUGCAGGAGGACGACGUUGUCAUCAUGGUUGAUGACAGCCAACCGCGAGGCGCCUGGCCACUAGGCCUGGUUGUGGCGACGUACCCGGCUACGGACGGACUUGUGCGAAGGGUGCGAGUGCGUGUAAACGGUCAGGAGUAUGACCGCCCCGUGCACCGUCUCAUUUCUCUCAUGAGACGUGGGCAGUGUGAUUCCCAGUCGGGGAGUCAGUGAGUCGAGCAGCGGGGCUGGAGAUUUCAGCUCGCGAUCUUCGACGGAGCUGGAACAGAGUGGUUCGUCGAAUCGGCCGUUGCGGUUUUUGCGCGGACUUUGGGCGAGUGCUGAGACAACGCGGCCAGUGAUUGCGGCACCCGGCGGAGCGGCUGCAAAGAACUCAGCUGUGAUGGGGUGUUUGCGGAAGUUAUCUUUAAGUUUGUUAAGUGCGCCUCUGUGCAUCCGGGAUUUGUUCUCAGGAUCAUAAAAUCCUCACCGGAUUUUGGGGAGCCAUGUUACCGCCGAGAGGGGGAAUUGAAGGAAUAGGAGGUGCCAGUUCAGUUUAUUGCUUAGGGCAUGCGAAUGUGCAACACUUACCUGUGCAUGUCUGCCUGCGGAAUUUGCACUGCAUGGGAUGUUGGGACGUUUGCUUUGUGUUGCAAUCGUGGCUGCCGGGUUUGCUCACACAUGUUUUGCCUUCUCUUACAGUGCAAACGUGCUAAAGUAAUUGUUCAUUGAUGACAGGCGUAUUGUGGACCAUUGAACUCCUUCAUCUUGCAAACGAAGUACGUAUCCAUACGUUUAUGUGUUAAAUGUCUGCGGUCAACUGUGGCUACGCUAUGGAGUCAUUUGUUUUCUAAUGAGCUGGCCACUACUUUGAAUUGACACUGAUCACAACAGAAUGUUCAGCAGACGCCAGACAGUACAAAAUGUGAAUGAUUGCUUGUGAAUAAUGCACUGUCAAACAAAUCGCUAGAAUGCUUGCUCGAUUGUCUUGUCCGCAUAGCUUCUUGCGCAGGGCUGUCGUGCAUGAAUCGUGCAUGAGCACUGCAUGAGCUUCAUGUGACUGACGGUGCGUGAUCUGUGCGUGUUUGUUGCAGCUUUUACGUGACAAAUGAAUGGACUACUGCUGCAAUACAUCACUGGGGCAAUCCUAA